Molecule: messenger RNA, 831 nt
Organism: Cercocebus atys (sooty mangabey)
Lineage: Eukaryota; Metazoa; Chordata; Mammalia; Primates; Cercopithecidae
Product: armadillo repeat-containing protein 3-like
Exons: 3
Coding region: 202-723 (173 amino acids)
Source: RefSeq, a predicted model, not a curated record
AUGAGUGAUCCACACAGUUCAAUCUCGUGUUGCUCAAGGGUUCACUGUACCUUAUUUCUGUGAUGCUCUUCUCAGAAAUGCAAGAGCAUUUGUUUGUUUGUUUGUUUAGCAGAAGAUGUGAUCUUGAUUGCCCUUGUUUACUUUCAAAGGAAAGGCAGAGAAAAAAAAGAAGAGGAAAAAGUGAAAGAGGAGGAAGAGGUUAUGGCGGUACCAAAAUUUGUGGGUGAAGGAAGCUCUGACAAAGAAUGGUGUCCUCCCCCCGACCCUGAUUUCUCUAUGUACGUGUAUGAAGUUACCAAAUCAAUACUGCCCAUAAUCAAUAUUAAGGAGCAGAUUGAGGUUCUUGCAAAGUAUGUGGCAGAAAAAAUGGGUGGUAAGAUUAUAAAAGAGAAAAUACCUGAUUUCAGCUGGGAACUUCACAUAAGUGAACUAAAAUUUCAACUUAAAUCCAAUGUCAUACCGAUUGGACAUGUCAAAAAAGGAAUCUUCUACCAUCGAGCUUUGCUUUUCAAGGCUCUGGCAGAUAGAAUUGGCAUUGGUUGCUCCCUAGUUCGCGGAGAGUACGGUAGAGCGUGGAAUGAAGUCAUGCUGCAGAAUGAAUCUCGGAAGGGAGUGAUCGGGGGCCUCCCCACUUUUGAGGUGUACGUGGUUGACCUCAUGUUCCAUCCAGGUGGACUGAUGAAGUUGAGAAGUCGAGAGGCUGAUCUUUACAGACUCCUUUAAGCCAUCAGACGAAUACAAGAGAGGCUCAAACAAGAAAUUCACUGUGUACACUCUCUAAGACAUUCUCCAAAUUGAUUUUAUCUCUUUAAAUAAAAACUUUAAAUAAAA